AUGGAUGGCGAGAUAAAGUUGAUGGAUUUGAUAGAUACUGUGAAUGGUAUGAACGACGUAGAGAGUGUGAAGUCUUACUGUUUAUCUAUAAUUUCAACUUUACAGAAGGAGUUACAGAAUAGGAAAUCGAGUCUUUGUGACAUUCGUCUUCUUGGAGAUUCUCAUGAAAAAGCCAUUGAAAAUAAUGAAAUUUUAGAGUUAAAGGCAAAACUGGAUAAAUAUAGCACUGAAAAUACAAAACUUAAAGAACAACUCAACACCAAACAAUUCUCAUCUCAAUCUGUUUUGGGGAGAUAUUUGAUUGAUAAGGUUCGUUUACUGAAGGUUGAAAAUGAAGAAUUAUCAAAGGCUUUAUUGGAAAAUCACAUUCAGCCUUUAUUUAUCGAAUUAAAUAAAGAAAAAGAACUCAACAAAUUAAUGGAAAAGAGAUUGAAAGAAUUACACGUAUUGAAUGUGAAAUUACGUAAAGAUAACAGUUAUCUAUCACACAAAUCAAGCGACUCUUCUGAUUCCAACGAAAUAAAUUUUCCUCACUCAAUCAAUUUGCUACCUAUCCUUAACUACCUAAUCUACUCCUUAACUAUACUUAAUUAUAGAAAGAGAGAAGAAUCAACGCGUAAGAGUACGAGAGAUCGCUCAUCAUCAUAUUCACGUAAUAAUAGUCGGUCAAAACGUUCGCUAUCACCUAAGCGAAGGAGUUCUUCCACAGCUAAAAGUUCCUCACCCAAGAGGAAGGAACGUUCCUCUAGACCCUCACCUUAUUCCAAACCUUCUGAUAAACAAUCCAGUUAUCGCAGUAAUAAUUCAAACGAUAAAUCAAAAUCAAAACACAAUAAAUCACACCAUUGA
Theileria annulata is the source of this 849-nucleotide messenger RNA. RefSeq lists its product as uncharacterized. NCBI's taxonomy places the organism in Eukaryota, Apicomplexa, Aconoidasida, Piroplasmida, Theileriidae. The transcript is spliced from 5 exons. Gene Ontology annotation, biological process: regulation of alternative mRNA splicing, via spliceosome. Gene Ontology annotation, cellular component: nucleus. The record is from RefSeq and is a predicted model, not a curated record. The coding region runs from base 1 to 849 and encodes 282 amino acids.